UUUGGGUAUUUCUAUCUCCUGCGUCUAAACAGAGCUGAUAGGAUUAGGCUUUUGUAAAGAGGCUCCCAGCUCUUGGACGCUCAAAUGACUCUCGUCUGAUUCUGCACAUAUUUCUGUCCAUUGAGCCUCGUAUUUUUGGAUAGCAACAUAUUUGUUGUUAGAAGGGAUAAAAGUGGCCUGAGUGUGGUCAUUUUUAAAGAAGUGGGGAAGUGUCACAGCAGUUGACUGAGCUCUGAGCCUGCACAUCGUGGGAAUCUGGAACACUUGGUUGAAGUUUUUGUGUCCUCAUUCCUGCAGUUGAGGCUUGUGAUUUAACACAGCAGGGAGUAUAGCUCCUCUGGGUCAGUCUCUCUUGGACCUUCUUUUUGAUGCUGACUUUGGAUCUACUCUGACUCACACCAAACUCUGGAACCAGCCUGAUUCACAUCAAACUUCAUAAAACGGAAAAGCUAUGGGAGUAACUAACUCCAGGGAAUACAGCUACUAUCAUGCUGACACCCCCAUUAAGGUUGUGCUGAAAAGACGGAACGAGCCCCUCAAAAAGGAGCGUCCAAAAUGGAAGAGUGAGUAUCCCAUGACAGAGGGCCAGCUGCGCAGCAAGAGAGAUGAAUUUUGGGAUACAGCCCCAGCCUUUGAUGGAAGAAAGGAAAUCUGGGAUGCACUCAGAGCAGCAGCCCUUGCUGCAGAGAGCAAUGACCUAGAACUAGCACAGGCUAUAGUGGAUGGAGCCUGCAUCACACUGCCUCAUGGCUCUCUAGCAGAGAGUUAUGAUGAACUGGGCAACCGCUACCAGCUCCCAGCCUAUGCUUUAGCCCCGCCCCUCAACCUCAUCAGUGAAACUGCCAAUGAGAGCGAAGCACCUGAGCACACAGAGAAACAAGCUCCACCCCCUCCGACCAAACAGGAGUUCCAGCUGCGGGUGCGCUUGUCAACAGGCAAGGACGUGCGUCUGACAGCCAGCAUGGCGGACACCAUCGCCCAGCUGAAGAAGCAGUUGCAUGAACUGGAGGAAAUUGACUUGGCCCAUCAAAGGUGGUUCUUUGCUGGGAAACUCCUCACCGACAAAACCCGUCUCCAAGACACCAAGAUCCAGAAGGACUUUGUCGUCCAAGUCAUUGUCAAUCCAAACCCUCCAGUUACAAUCAACUGAGGGGAGAGAGAGUGAGGAGAAUGAAGUGAAGAGAGAGGACGUUCAGAGAGAGUGGCAGGAAUGGGGCGUAGAGCUCGAAUUUAUUUAAUUUUGUGUACAUUUUUAUAAAAUGUUUGCUUUUGUAUUGCUCCUUUUUGUAUUUUUCCUGCCCCGCCCUCAAAAUGAACUAAAAAAAUACAAAGCACUGAAACACUUUAGAUGAAAUGUAGAGUCCUGAGAUGUACAUCCCCAUGUCUGUCUGUCUGUUUGUCUGGAUGGUCAUCAGUCUUCCUCAGUAAGCCAUACCGACUCACAGCCCGUUGUUUACAUGUGUUCUCCUUGUCGUGCAUGUUUGUGCUUAUACUCAUUGAUAUACUGAACUGGUCAGCCAGUCGAUAACGCCAUUCUCUUUUUAUGAUUUCUGUUGUUUGAUUCAGUAUGUGGGAAGGCAAUGACAAAAUACUGUAAUGAAAACACAACGUAAAUAUUUGUUUCCAUGUGUGCCAGUUGAUCGUGUAAAUAUGUACAUUUGUUAAAUUAAUGUACACAACCUUUUCCAAUCACAACUGUAAAUGCAUAAUAAAGACACGGAAUGUAAUGAAGGUACCUUUUUAAAAGGUGAAAAGUAGAUGAUUUGAUUUAUUUUUAUUUCAUCACUCCAAAUACAAUUUGUUUAAAUGCUGUAGUUUUUUAUGUGAAAUAUGAUGUUCACUGUAUUUGACUAAAUUGUGAAUAAAUAUUGUAAAUUUAAAUCAAA
This is a messenger RNA of Myripristis murdjan (pinecone soldierfish), 1886 nucleotides long. It is a transcript of the gene ubtd1a, whose product is annotated as ubiquitin domain containing 1a. Lineage: Eukaryota; Metazoa; Chordata; Actinopteri; Holocentriformes; Holocentridae. The transcript has 4 exons. Gene Ontology annotation, molecular function: protein binding. The record is from RefSeq and is a predicted model, not a curated record. The coding region runs from base 452 to 1150 and encodes 232 amino acids.